Molecule: messenger RNA, 990 nt
Organism: Talaromyces stipitatus ATCC 10500
Lineage: Eukaryota; Fungi; Ascomycota; Eurotiomycetes; Eurotiales; Trichocomaceae
Exons: 2
Coding region: 1-990 (329 amino acids)
Source: RefSeq, a predicted model, not a curated record
AUGGCUCAAAAGGCUGGUGGAAAUAAAGAGCCUCAAGUGGAAAAUACCCUUGAUGGUUAUAAGUUUGGUAUUGAGCUCGAAUAUCGCUUGACACCAAGAGGGAAUAAACAAAAGCCUAUAUCUGGACCGGAAGUUUGUGAUGAACUUGCAAAACUCUGGAAUGAGACCCACGGAAAAGUCAAGGGCGUUAAUCCCAUGGAAUCUCGCUAUUUACUUCCGAAAACCGAAGAAAAAGGGUCCAGGGACUAUAAAAGGUGGAACAUAGUGAACGAGGCCUCAAUGAAACCUGGGGAGAACGAUAGUAUACCGCUAGAAAUUGUAUCGCCGGCCUUCGAAUACAGUAAAUAUGGCGACUGGAAAGACGAGAUCGAGAGAGUGCUAGAUCACAUUCUCAACGAAACAGUACCAGAGAUGGACAAUAGUACUGGUUUCCAUAUCCACGUUGCUCCUGAUGAUCGUCCUUGGACCCCGCUUGAACUUAAACGCAUUGCUGCUGCGAUUGUUCACUUUGAUAGACCACUCAGAGAUCUCUUCCCUCGUCAUGAAUUUACGGAAGAGUGGAAUAAAUCCAACGUUUCCGACAAUGGAUACCUCGGAGAUCCGCCGGGUAGGAAGACCGCUCUUAAAAUCAUCUCCGAUGCUAAAACUAAAUAUGAAUUAAUUAAUGCCAUGAACUUUGACUGGGAAGAGAAAAAACGAAGAAACUACGCUUGGAACUUUACAAACAACUCGGAGGUCAAAUCUCAACCCCGCUCUGCCAGAAACACGAUGGAAUUUCGAUUACCAAAGUCCACGACGGAGGUUGAAGUCAUCGAGAAGUGGAUCACAUUCACAGUGACUUUCCUUCAUGCUUCACUUUUCCACAGUGAAGUCUAUAUUGACUUUAAGCCAACGCUUGGAGGACUUAACGGAUUUCUGGUUCAUAACUGUCCUCCUAGUACCGAGGAGUUCUGCUGGAAGAAACAUUUGGCUGAGAACUGGACGAAGUAG